AUGCCGACCGUCAAACCAGUCCUGCCUCCGCUCAAGACUCCGAGGACAACGUCCUUCCCGUCGGAGCUGAAUGAUGACUGCCCCUCCAGCGUCUCCGACCUGAUCAAACAAGAGGAGGACUCCAGCGCCAAAUCGACGCCUCUCACUCCCCAGUCCGCCAUUCCCAAUUCCUAUUUGAAGUUCCUCGAGGACUACAACUCCCUGUCCCCCAAGAACUCGGCAGCCUCGCCAACCUCGCAGCCGGGCAGUGCCCGCAGCAGCACCUUUUCGUCGCAGCCGGGCAGCGCGUUAAGUAGCACCUUUUCCUUUGGUGACUUCGCCCGCUCACCCACCGUGUCGCUGCCCCCGCCGACGCCGGCCUCGGCCGGGCCCUCACGCCGGAGCUUCCAAAUCCCUCGCCGCCUCCGCAUCCCCCAAUCUUUCAAGUACUCCUCACCCACCACCGACUCGCCCAAAAGCGCGACCAGCCUGCGCACCCCCUUCUCGCCGUCUCACGACUGGCGCAUCCGCUACCUGGACCCUCCGCGCAGCGCUACCGGCAAGCCCGUUAGCGUCAAGCAGGUCGUCACCCGCACCGUCACCUACAAGCGCACCCACCUCGAGGCACCGCCCAAGGGCAAGCGCCGCAAGUGUCGCGAGAUCAGAGAGAGCAAGGAACUCCAGGACGAGAAGGAGCAUCGGGAUAGCAAGGAACACAAAGAGGCGGACGAGCUCUGA
Messenger RNA from Penicillium macrosclerotiorum, 717 nucleotides. RefSeq lists its product as uncharacterized. Bases 1 to 717 code for a protein of 238 amino acids. Lineage: Eukaryota; Fungi; Ascomycota; Eurotiomycetes; Eurotiales; Aspergillaceae. The transcript has a single exon. The record is from RefSeq and is a predicted model, not a curated record.